AUGCCAUUCAUAUUCAAAGAUGUAAAUGAGUCAGACCAUCAAAUGAAAAGGGAUAAAGAAAAGAGCAAAUCUAGCUCAAUAUCAAGGGUUAAGACUCCUACAAGGGACAUGCAUAAACAAGACAUUACAUUGGACUUGUCAUCUACGCCAAAUGCACGUGGGACACAAGGGGCUCCCACAGAUACUCCUCAACAAUCACUCAUGGACCCAAGAGCAAGUGACCAAGUCAAGGAAGCCCAAUACGCCACGAAAAUCAGUAUCAAGGACUCAACAGAACAGACAGGACCCAAAAACAAAGGAACAGAGCUAUCUGUCAAACAGCUGACCUUGGUGAACCGCCUGAGUUCAGACUGGAAGUACUUGGACCGGGAAGAAGGGUGGAAUGACAUCUCACCACAUGGGCCAAGCCAUCAAGGGCCAAGAGUACUGCUGAUUGGUGCACCAGGAAGCCUGUGGAACAAGCUAAAGGAGGGUCAGUCACCAGUUGUUUGUUUGCAAACUUCAUCAAGGGUUGUGGAGCAACCUUUGGCCGAAGGGAAUACAAGUUACGGAGUGAUUUGGAUUCUCAAAGGCACCUUGCAAUCAAGGCUUUACAAUCCUUGCAUUGUACCUAUCAUUGUUUUAGUCAAAAGGCACGAUCAAGGCCUCUGUUCACCAUCAUCAGAAAAACAAGAACUCAGUUCUUUAACAUUCCUCGCCCUUGAUUACGCAUCAACAUGGUAUCAGAGCCCAGCCACGAAUUGGGCAAAGGUAGCACAUAUUGACAUUCUGAGGAAAGAGGUUUCAUUGUUUCUGGACACCAACACACACGAAUUCUCUGGAUUUGUUGUUCUUGCAUUUUCGAUUUCCGCACUCAUUUCAUCAAUAUUUUUUGUCGUGCAUUACUGGAUCGACAAUCAACAGGAUAGAACAUCAAACCCUAAUUUGCGACCCUACGAGGAUAGAACUGUUAAAAUUGAUAUCCCUGAAUUCGAUGGACAUUCCUAUGACCCUGGGAAAUAUCUUGAAUGGGAAGAUCGAAUAGAUAACUACUUUGAAUUCAAAAACACACCCCCAGAUCAACAGUACAAAUUAGCCAAGGUGAAAUUGAUUAAAUCAGCUGCUAUUUGGCUUGAAGGAGUGCAGAAGCGUAGAGUCAGGGAAGAGAGGGGUAGGAUUAACUCUUGGACCAAGUUAAAGAAACAUAUAAGAAGGAAAUAUGUUCCAACUACAUACAAGCAGCAGCAAUAUGUUCAAUUUAGUGCUUUAACCCAAGGGAGUAAGUCUGUGCAGGAGUACAUCCAUGAAUGGAAUAGGCUAAGUGUUCUUUGUGACAUUAAUGACCCCGAGGAGUUGAGAGUGAGCAAGUUCAUAGCAGGACUGAGGGAGAACAUUAGGCAUCAACUGAUGAUCACACCUGACUUGACUGUGCAUUCAGCAGGGCUGCAAGCCAUUAAGCUUGAGAGGUUUGCCAACAGAUUCACCUAUACACCAAAGCAAACCAGUAGAACCUAUGCCCCUAGGAAUCCAAACACUACCACUGCACCUAAGAAAGACACUCAGAACAGUGGACAAAGAACCAACACAGUGAGGGGAGACCCACCUGCAAACCCAAAGGAUGUAGUUUGUUUCAAAUGCAAUGGGAGAGGGCACUAUAAGAGGGAUUGUCCUAAUGCUAGGGCCUUCACUAUGAGAGAGAAUGGUCAGGAAGAAGAGAUUUACCCCCCAACUUUGAGUGAUGAUGAUGGCACCUAUAUAGAGGAUGAAGAAGGGAAUAGACACAGAUUUGAGGGAGACACAGAGGAGGAGGAAGAUGAGGAUCUGGAAAGGGUUUUGCUUGAGGAAGGGCACCUUAGUUUAGUCAUUAGGAGGAGUUUCCACACCACAGCCUUAGCUAAAAGGUCUGACCAAAGAGAAAAUAUAUUCCAAACAAAGUGCAAAAUACAGGGGAAGGUAUGUGACCUCAUCAUUGACAGUGGGGGUGAGUCCAAUUGUGUGAGCAAACAGUUGGUGAAUGAGCUGAACCUUGAUAUCAAACCCCACCCUCACCCCUAUAAGUUGAAGUGGUUAGACAACAAGGCUAGUGGAACAGUGAGCAAACAAUGCUUAGUAAGCUUGACUUUGGGGACAUAUACUGAUGAGGUGAUGUGUGAUGUUUUAGAGAUGGAUGCUUGCCACCUAUUGCUAGGUAGACCUUGGCAAUAUGACAAGAAGACCACCCACAAUGGUUAUACCAACACAUACACCCUUAAGCAUAAUGGGAAAAGAAAGGAGCUGGUACCCCUGCCCCCACAUAAAGUUGUUCCCCCUAAACCAUCCAAGGCACCCUUACACUUGAUAACCAGAAGAGAGUGUGAGAGAGAGAUUGAAAAGGGAAACGAGAUGUAUAUUCUGAUCACUAAGGAAGUGCAAGACACUACACCCAUACCCCCUGAAUUACAGAGUCUAUUGGAGCAGUAUAGUGAUGUUUUUCCAAACGACCUACCACCUGGUCUACCUCCUGUGAGGGGUGUUGAGCACCAAAUAGACUUAGUCCUAAGAGCCAGCUUGCCUAACAAGCCUGCCUAUAGAUCCAACCCUAAGGAAACUAAGGAAUUACAAAGGCAAGUGGAUGAGUUAAUGCAAAGAGGAUAUGUUAGGGAAAGCUUAAGCCCCUGUGCUGUGCCUACCCUGUUAGUGCCAAAGAAAGAUGGCACAUGGAGGAUGUGCAUAGACAGCCGUAGCAUGAACAAUAUAACCAUCAAGUAUAGGUUCCCUAUACCACGAAUUGAUGAUAUCCUGGAUGAAUUAGGAGGCUCAGAAUGGUUUAGCAAAGUGGAUCUCAGAAGUGGAUAUCACCAAAUACGUAUGAAACAGGGGGAUGAAUGGAAAACUACAUUCAAGACCAAGUAUGGGCAGUAUGAGUGGCUUGUGAUGCCCUUUGGCUUGACUGGAGCCCCCAGCACUUUCAUGAGGCUGAUGAAUGAGGUGCUUAGACCCUUCUUAGGAAAAUUCAUAGUGGUUUACUUAGAUGACAUACUUGUUUACAGCAAGGGAAUAACAGAACACUUAAGCCACCUCCAACAAUUAUUUGAAAUGCUGAGAAAACAGAGGCUUUAUGCUAAGCUUGAGAAAUGUAGUUUUCUCCUACAUGAAGUGAGUUUCCUAGGCUAUAUUAUAGGGAAGGAAGGAGUGAGGGUUGAUCCUGCUAAGGUCCAAGCCAUACAAGAGUUAACCCACACCCACCACCCUCACACAGGUGAGAUCAUUUCAUGGUUUAGCCUCCUUCUACAGAAGGGGAGGUUUGAAUGGACCCAUGUUGCUCAAAGGGCUUUUGAAACCCUCAAGGAGAUGAUGUGUAAGGCACCCAUCUUAAAGCUACCUGACUUUACCAAGCCAUUUGAGUUGGAAUGUGAUGCUAGUGGGGUAGGAAUUGGGGCUUGA
This is a messenger RNA of Amaranthus tricolor (Joseph's coat), 3402 nucleotides long. RefSeq lists its product as uncharacterized. NCBI's taxonomy places the organism in Eukaryota, Viridiplantae, Streptophyta, Magnoliopsida, Caryophyllales, Amaranthaceae. Gene Ontology annotation, molecular function: nucleic acid binding; zinc ion binding. The record is from RefSeq and is a predicted model, not a curated record. The transcript has 8 exons. The coding region runs from base 1 to 3402 and encodes 1133 amino acids.